AUGGACGCCGUAUACGCUCAAGUCGUGGAAUCAAUCUACAGUCGCGCCAUCAUACACGACAAGCCUAGAUUUCUCGUCGCAAUCGCCGGAGCCCCAGGGUCUGGAAAGACCACCUUGGCAAAUGCGCUCACCGAGCGCCUAAAUGCAAUGCCGGCAAGCAUCCGCCGUCACACGGUAUGCGUUCCGAUGGACGGCUUCCAUCUAUCGCGAGCAGAGCUGGACCAGCUCCCCAACCGAAAGGAGGCCUAUGUCCGCCGAGGAGCCCCAUGGACAUUCGACGUGUCAGGGUUCAUAAUGUUCGUCCAGAGGUUGCGCAAGUGGGCAGAGAAGGACACGAGCCCUUUUCACAAUCAGACAACCCCACCUCCAUCUCCCUCGUCCUCGGAGAUCUUACAUGCCCCCUCAUUUGACCAUGAGAAGAAGGACCCCGUCACCGACGGUAUCUCCAUAACCCCAGAUACGUCAAUCAUCAUCCUGGAGGGUAACUACUUGCUAUUAGAUGAGCUGCAGUGGCGGGACGUGGCAUCUAUGGUCGACUAUCGUGUGUUCGUGGAGGCAGAUUUACAGGUAGCUAGGGAGCGGGUUGCAAAGCGACAUGUUCUGGCGGGAAUCGAACCAACCCUUGAUGAUGGCUUCAGGAGGGUGGACCAAAACGACUUCCUAAAUGCGCAGACUAUUUCUGAAAGGCGCCUCCCGGCGGACCUGGUCAUUAAUGGUACACCUGAGCAUCAGAGUAAGGAUAAUUGA
Molecule: messenger RNA, 747 nt
Organism: Aspergillus oryzae RIB40
Lineage: Eukaryota; Fungi; Ascomycota; Eurotiomycetes; Eurotiales; Aspergillaceae
Exons: 1
Coding region: 1-747 (248 amino acids)
Cellular component (GO): cytoplasm
Molecular function (GO): ATP binding; kinase activity
Source: RefSeq, a predicted model, not a curated record